GUGUGUGUGUGUGUGGAGCGCGCACGGUUCCUGUAGGCUACUCAUGACUCGUGAUGGCGCUUCCGCGGUUGCUGCUGCUGCUUGAGCUCGCGCUCCAUGCCUGCUGCUUCAUCUGCGGAAUUAUCACCGCCGCCUCCGUCACUCUCUCUCAGGGUGAUUUUUCAGGCAAGUGUUUGCUGUACGGCUCUGUGCACUUCAACGUUUCAGAAAUUGACAUAGUCUGGUCCAGCGCUCCUUCUCUCUGUUACUUCGUGUCAGGCAUCUCUGUGUGCGUAGCCGUCUUCUGCUUCUCCACCACCCUCUACUGGGUCUAUUCGAGCUGUGUGGAUGGAGAUGUCAAUAGAGAGAGAAUAUGGAUGACUUUCUCAUUGCUUGUAAGCGGAGUCUUCCUCUUCUUCCUCCUGGUGACCGGAUGCAUCCUAAGAGUGGGUCGAAACACACUUUGUGAAUCCGUGGUCAAGGAAGUGCCCAAUAUAUCCAGCUGUGAUCAGGCCCAGAGCAAGACAUGGAAAAGCCCUUUGACUGGGUCUAGUUUCUACUCCAAACUACACAGUGCUGAGACGGCAGUGUGGGUGAAUUUCUUCUGCUGGAUAAUAGUAGUUGUUCUGGUGGUGGUCCAGCGUAGAUGGGGCUCUGACUACAGCACUCGUGUAGAGGAUCCCGGAGCCAGUCCUUCUGAAACAGAACCCUUCUUCAAACGGCCAGAACACCCCAACUGAACACACACAAGAUGGCACAGGCACUGUGGCAUGCACACAUUAAACACACAAUGAGCCAAUCACAGAUUGAGAUAAACACACAGACACACACACAGAUGCAGGCACAGUACUAGUUUUGGCUACCUCGGUCAGUGGUCGUGGUUUUGCUCCCCAGUGAUAUGGAGGCCUUGUUGCCAUGGCUACUGACCAGCAAUUGGCAGCAGUAGCUUGGCAGCUAAAAGAGUGAGGUUGCCAGAUUGGUCUUACUGAUUCAUAUUGAUCUAAAUGCAAAUUAAAAUUCACAAAUCUGACUAGAUUGAUGAGUACAAUUCCUUAUAUAAAUGGAUAAUUUUUGUGUGACCUGCUGGUUUCAAGUUCUGAUAAAAGCUUUGGCAUGUGUUAAAAUUCCAGAAGCAUUCUUGUGUGGUAGUAUUAUAGUGUAAGUAAAUGGAAAACAUAGUGGAACAAAUAAGUGCCUUGAGACUUAGAUUUUAUUAUAUGUGUUUUACAGUGCUGAAAGUUUAAAACUUUAUUGGUAUCCUUUGUGUGUUUAUACAACAUUAGCUCCACCUGCUGUCAGUUUUUAUUAGUUCUUAUAAUGCUUGUCCAGAUGUUCAACACAAGUUUUUUUUUGUACUAUAUUUUUGCUGUCACAGAAUUUUACCUAGAGUCUUCCUUGGUUUCAGAUGUUUCAGGUUUAAUGAUGCUGUUAAUGUGAAAAUUUAAUUUUUGUGAUAUAUUCACACCGUAUAUAACUUGGAAAUGUGUUUAUUAUAUACAGUGCCAUCCAUUAAUAUUGGUACCUUUGGUAAAUAUGAGCAAAGAAGGCUGUGAAAAAAUCUCUAUUGUUUAACCUUUUGAUCUUUUGUUCAAGAAAUUCACAAAAAAUACUCUGCUCUCAUGUAUAUCAAACAUUUGCAAACACAACAUAGGUUUAUAAAAAACAUCUUUGUCAAAUAUAGGUGUGCAACAAUUUUUGGCACCCUUUUACUUUUGCCAAGAUAACAGCUUUGAGUCUUUCCUCCAUACAGAAUCUCACCAGAUCCUUCAAAUUUCGAGGUCCACACUGGUGGACUCUCCUCUUCAGUUCACCCCACAGGUUUUCUAUGGGUUUCAAGUCAGGGGACUGGGAUGGUCAUGGCAGGACCUUGAUUUUGUGGUCAGUAAACCAUUUUUGUGUUAAUUUUGAUGUAUAUUUUGAAUCAUUUUCCUGCUGGAAGAUCCAACCAUGACCCAUUUUAAACUUUCUGGCAGAGGCAGUCAGGUUUUCAUUUAAUAUCUGUUCAUAUUUGAGUCCAUGGUGCCAUGUAUCCUAACAAAAUGUCCAGGUCCUCUGGCAGAAAAACAGCCCCAAAACAUUAAAGAGCCAUCACCAUAUUUAACCGUGGGCAUGAGGUACUUUUCCAUAUGGCUACCUCUCUGUGUGUUCCAAAACCACUCGAUAAAAAAACCCCCAACUCUAUCCCAUUUGAAGUUCUGGUAGUGUCUGGCAAACUGAAGAUGCUUGAGUUUGUUUUUGGAUGAGAGUAGAGGCUUUUUUCUUGAAACCCUUCCAAACAACUUGUGGUGAUGUAGGUGACUACGGAUUGUAGUUUUGGAGACUUUCUGACCCCAAAAUGCAACUAACUUCUGCAAUUCUCCAGCUGUGAUUUUUUUUUGGCCAUCCUCUUCACAGUGCGCUGAGACAUUAUAGACACACGUCCAAUUCCGGGUUGAUUCAUAACAUUUCCAGAUGACUGGAACUUAUUAAUUAUUGCUCUGAUGGUGGAAAUGGGCAUUUUCAAUGCUUGUGCUAUUUUCUUAUAGCCACUUCCCAUUUUGUGAAGCUCAACAACCUUUUGCCGCACAUCACACCUAUAUUCCUUGGUCUUACCCAUUGUUAUGAAUGACUAAGGGAUUUUGGCCUAUGUGUUACCUCAUAUUCAUACCCCUGUGAAACAUGGAAGUCAUGGUUGAACAAUUUCCUGUUCCUAGUCACUCAGGUGUACUAAAAAAUGAUACUAACAUAUCAAUGGGAAUAUGGUUCAAAUAUAUUUUUCUCAUAUGAAUUCAUAGGGGUGCAAAUAAUUGCUGCACACCUACAUUUAACAAAGAUAUUUGUUUGAUAAACCUAUGUUGUGUUUGCAAUUGUUUGAUAUCCAUGAGAGUAUUUUUGUGAAUUGUUUUUAACAAAAGAUCAAAAGGUUAAACAAUAAAGACAAUUUUUCACAGCCUUCUUUGCUCAUAUUUACCAAGGGUGCCAAUAUUAGUGGAGGACACUGUAAUUGUGAAAAAGCACACAGUGUGUUGGUGGGGACAUAAAUCUAUCCAUGGGGUUAUGAUAAGACUUGCAUGCUGGUUGCCAAAACCAUGUCACUGCCCACAGCACUAAAUUAAUCAAUUACAAUGGCUUUCCUGCUUUGCCCACACAUAACGACAAGAUGUUUUAUUGGUUUAUUACCAUAGAACUAAUAUAGUCCUCUUUGUGAUCAUUGUUUUUAUCUGUCCAGAUGUAUUCUGCACCAUUCUGAACCAUGUGAAAAUUGGUUCUUGCCUUUUUUGUUUUAUUAUUAUUAUUUUUUUAUCUGUAAAAUUUAUUGGACACCAUCGUGCAUGGGAUAUCAUCUGGAUAUUGCUGUAUUAGUUUUCCAUCAUGUAUUUUUUAUUAAAUGAAAAGAUAAAAAUG
Molecule: messenger RNA, 3363 nt
Organism: Ictalurus furcatus (blue catfish)
Lineage: Eukaryota; Metazoa; Chordata; Actinopteri; Siluriformes; Ictaluridae
Gene: tmem179ba
Product: transmembrane protein 179Ba
Exons: 5
Coding region: 54-719 (221 amino acids)
Source: RefSeq, a predicted model, not a curated record